UUCUCGCUUUGCAGAUUUAGAUAAUGGCGUUCCAGCUGGACGAUCUGUUAAAGGAUGACAAGAAGGACGCAAAUCUCAUACCCGAUUUGAGCAAGGCAACCUGCAACUCUCACGAAGAGUUUCGACGACUCAAAGAGAAUUGUCCAGAAUUUAAGAUCAAACCUGAAAAAGUAAAGAGAGAAGACACAAAAGUUCGCGACAAGGAAUUUUCUUGGAAAGCGACCAAGAAAGAGCUCAAACUAAUCGGCAGGGAAUGGGCCUACGGAGAUCCAGUUCCACCAGAUAUGAGAGGAUUGAAUCUGCAGGAGCUGCAACAAGUGGCUAUCGAUUGGCGAAUGUUGACUCCGAUCAGACCGAAGCUUCGUCAAGACGAAGAGAUGUUUUCGAGAUUGGUGGAGAUGGGCAAAUUAGAAAUAAAGACUAUACUGAAGGAACAACGUUCGCCAAUGAGUCCUAUUAGACGAAGCAAGAAUCGCGCUGGUAUAAUCGAGACCAGUGUGAAGACAUGUAGAGAGUGCGGCGAAGAGUACUGCUUUGGCGAAUUUUGCGGUGACGUUCUCUACGAUUCCUUCGAGAGGGUAACAAUUGUCAUCCAGCCGCCGAAGAUCAAGAUAUCCGCCGACGCCGAGGCCAUAAUCGCCAAAAUGGACCGUAAAAAGAAGAAAAAGAAGACGACCGGGAAGAAAAGAGUCAAGAGCAAAAGUAGAGCGUCCAGGAAGUCGGCCAGGCUAUUGGUCAAUAGCAAAGCGAGGAGAUCGAUAACUGAUCUUGAAACGAAAAACAUUAAAGCGAAGAAUGAGGGUGACAACAAAACUGAGAAACCGGCGAAACAAUUCAAGAGAAAAUGUAGUAAAUACACGAAGAAAGGCCUUUUACACAAAUAAUAGUAAUUAGGCAAUUGAUAAUAAAAAAUUAUAGGCCAAGCCUAUAAAAAUUGCAUGCUCUAAAAUUGUAAUGUGCUAUAUUGCAUGUAUUUGUAUAAUACGUAAUUCUUAUUGGAGCUUCAACGAAAUACGAAAGUAUAAGUAUAAGAAUAACGAAAGUAUGAGUAAUUUAAUAAUAUUCUAAAUAAUAUUCUGAACAAGAAAAUAUUAAUUAUUAGGAUGACAAUCAAAUUGAUGCGACAUGUAAAUCUUUGGUGAUCUACCUUUUUGAGAGCACUCGGUUAAGAUAUUAUAAAUUAAAUAAGAAUAUAACAAUAUAAUUUUCGUCAACUCGUAAGAAAUAAUGAGGAAAACGUAACAACGAAGAUAUAAUCGCUUGAGAAAUAAAAGGAUGGAACGAAUUUGAAAUUCUUCGCACUUUAUUAUCUAUAUAUAUUUAAUGGUCCCUCGAUACGACAAGCGUUAAAUUCUGCAGCAUUAACGCAGUAUAAAGAAAAUACAUCUCGUCGAACAAAAUAUACUAAGAGAAUGUAUUAUAUAUGUACAAAUCGGACAGGCGCAGUGAAUGCUCCCAAUUAAAUGCUGGAAAAAUAUAACUUUUAUUCAGUUUA
Molecule: messenger RNA, 1495 nt
Organism: Ooceraea biroi (clonal raider ant)
Lineage: Eukaryota; Metazoa; Arthropoda; Insecta; Hymenoptera; Formicidae
Source: RefSeq, a predicted model, not a curated record